CCUAUCCAGACCAAGUUCUCGCUUUUCGUCGAUUUGUACGGAAUCUUCAAUUCGUUGGGAGAGGUGGGGCCUGGCGUUGCGACUUUCCUCUGUGCAGCAGAGUCUUUUCCAACCCCCCUUCGUGGCUAUAUGGGUUUCGCUGCUGCGAUUGGCAAAGCGGGUGCGGCUGUCAGAACCCAGGUAUUCACUCCGAUCCAGGAAUCAUUCUCUAGUGAUCAGAAUUUCAGGAAAGCCAGCAGGGCGUCUUCUUGA
Messenger RNA from Hyaloscypha bicolor E, 252 nucleotides. RefSeq lists its product as uncharacterized. The record is from RefSeq and is a predicted model, not a curated record. NCBI's taxonomy places the organism in Eukaryota, Fungi, Ascomycota, Leotiomycetes, Helotiales, Hyaloscyphaceae. The transcript has a single exon. The annotation marks the transcript as partial.